AGCCGCCAGAGGCAGCAGCUCGUCGUCGCGCCCGCUCGAAUGACUUUAUUUGAGCGCGCGUGCCAGAGCGCCGCACCACCGCCGCCAGCAGAGCCCCGCGCUGCCCCCCGCAGCCGCCGAGCACUGCCCACCCGCACGCAAACGUGCAGCAGCAGCAGCAGCAGCAGCAGCAACUCGUCGUCGCCUCGGCACAGCCGCACGGACCAAGGGCAGCAGCAGGGCCGCGCGCCGAGCAUGGCCGAGCAGCGCCAGUGAGCACAGCCCAGUCGAGAGCUUCGCCGAGGCAGCGAGCAGCGUGCGCCGCGCGAGCAGCCGCCGAGCCGGAGUGGAGCGCCCGCUGGCGCAGCGCGCGAUGGCCGCGGGCGGCGCGCCGCGGGCGUGAGGGGGCGGCUCGCUCGCGGCCGUGCCAUGCCACCCGCCGAGGUGACCUAGCCGCCAGCAGGAGCAGCCUGGGCCGGGCCCCCGCCCGCGCGCCGCCGUCGGCGCCGGCCCGCGCAGCGCAGCGGCCGCGCCGAGCAGCUGAGCGAUGCGCCAGGAUGUGCAGGCGCAGCAGCCAGAGCGACAGCCAGCAGAGCGCGCAGAGCGAGCGACGAGGACGGCGAGGCAGCGCAGGGCCAGCUCGGCCAGUCUCGGGCCGGGGCUAGUGGCGGCCGGCCGAGGAGCAGCCGCGGCCUCACGGUGAAGAUCUGGCGCGGGCUCUGCCGCACGAGCGGAGGAGCAGGCGCAGGCGUCGCAGCAGGUGGAAGCGGGAGCGCGCAGCGACGGGCCAUGGCCUCCGGCGGCGCUGGUCAGCAGCAGCUCGCCGGCGGCGCGCAGCAGCCGCCCGCACAGCCGCCGCCGGUCGAGCCGCUGCAGUCGCCCUGCUGCGCUGUCGCGGCCGCUGGCGCGCCGCCCGCCCACGGCCACAACUUCGCCAAGAAGACCUUUCACAAGCUGAGCUACUGCCACAGCUGCACCGACAUGCUCUGGGGCCUCAUCCAGCCCGGAUUCAUCUGCGAGGUUUGCAACUACUGCGUGCACGAGCGCUGCAUCAAGAGCGUCGUGUCCCCCUGCUCCAGCAUCUCGGCGACCCUUAUCAAGAAUCCAGUGGCGCACUGCUGGUCCGAGCCGGUCCACCACAGGAAGAAGUUCUGCAAUGUCUGUCGCAAGCGCCUCGACGACAAUCCUUCCAUACACUGCGAAAUAUGCGAGUACUUCGUGCACGUGGACUGCCAGGACUUCGCGGUGGCGGACUGCAAGGAGAACGCGACCUACGCGCCGGGCAAGGACCUGGCGGCGGUGAGGCACCUCCACCAUUGGCGCGAGGGCAACCUGCCCAGCAGCUCCAAGUGCGCCGUUUGCAAGAAAACCUGCUACUCCGCCGAGUGCCUUGCCGGCUACCGCUGCGAGUGGUGCGGCAUCACGUCGCACGCGUUCUGCUACAAGGACAUCCCGGCGGAAUGCACCUUCGGCAUGCUCGAGCCGAUCUACCUGCCGCCGCACGCGGUCAGCAUCCCCAGGACCGAGGUGCCGAUGGAGGCCAUCAUCGGCGUGCAGGUGCGCCGAAAAGAAGUCCUGGCGCAAGAGUACAGCGACGAGCGAGAAUAUGAUUUAGCGGAGAGCGGCGUUGGCGGCAGCGGCGGCGGCAGGUUGACGGGCCGCCGGCUGGUCGCGGCUCUCAGGCGGCUCUUGCUCGUAUUGCCACGUAGCUGUCACGGCAAUUGUCACGCUUCCCCGCCUUACAUUCAAGCGCGCAGCAUCUCGGAGGAGUUCAGCAGCGGCGACACCCGCGGCCGGGACAACGACGAGUCGCCGGCGCAGUCGCAGUCGCAGGCGCACGGCCGCGACCCCAGGCCGGGCAAGGAUAAGGAGGACAAGGAGCGCGAGGAAGAGUCGGUGAAGGUGUACGACGGCAACAGCUCGCUGCGGCGGCGCAUCUUCCGGCUGAUCAGCGCGCCCAAGAGCGCCACGACGGAGCAGCUGCUGACGCUGGCGCUGCAGGCGUUCCACAUCACCAAGGACCCGAGCGACUACCUGCUCACGGACCUGUACGACAACGAGCGGCCGCUGAGCGACCCGCUGCCGCUGGCCGGCCUGAAGCGCCGGGAGGGCAAGCGGCCGGCCGUGUUCCUGCGCUUCCGCGACGUGGAGAGCAGCGAGGUGCGCGUCUACCCGGGCAAGGUGCAGGUGCAGCAGGCGCACGUGGCGGUGCCGGUGGCGGACGGCGCCACCGUGGCCGACCUCAUGCGGGAGGCGAUCGCGCGCUUCCGGCUCGAGUGCAGCUCGCUCGACAACUACCGCUGCAGCGAGAUCCUGCUGGACCGCGGCCUCGUCACGGAGCGCGUGCUGGCGCCGAGCGAGCGCCCGCUCGACCUGAUCAAGCAGCUCGGCCGGGAGUCCAUCCGCCAGAUGGAGCUGAUGCGCUUCUACCUGCAGCUCAAGCAGGACCCGCACGGGCCCAACAUCGCGCUGUUCGUGGGCAACCUGCCGCCCGGCCUGUCCGAGCGCCAGUACGAGAACCUGCUGAUGGAGUUCCUGGGCAGAGAGAACCGCUUCUCCGGCAUCGGGCCCAUCUACUACGAGUACGGCUCGAUGGUGAUCAGCUACGAGGACUCGGGCGCGGCGGUGCGCGCCUUCUACGCGCUGCGCGAGUCCAAGUACGAGGACAAGAACCUGCUGGUGAUGCUGCUGCCGAGCGUGGAGCCGCGCAUGGUGCCGGGCAACGUGCAGCCGCUGCUGGUCUUCGUGAACGUCAAGUCGGGCGGCUGCCAGGGCCUCGACCUCAUCUCCAACUUCCGCAAGCUGCUCAACCCCUACCAGGUGUUCGACCUGGACAACGGCGGCCCGCUGCCCGGCCUCUACGUCUUCCGGCACAUCCGCAACUACAAGAUCCUCGUGUGCGGCGGCGACGGCACGGUCGGCUGGGUGCUGCAGUGCCUGGACAACGUGGGCCAGGACAGCGAGUGCUCGUCGCCGGCCUGCGCCAUCGUGCCGCUCGGCACCGGCAACGACCUGGCGCGCGUGCUGCGCUGGGGCAGCGGCUACACGGGCGGCGAGGACCCGCUCAACCUGCUGCGCGACGUCAUCGACGCCGAGGAGAUCCGGCUGGACCGCUGGACCGUGGUCUUCCACCCCGAAGACAAGGAGGACAAGCCGCCGCCGGGGCCCGCGCCCGGGCCCAACAACGCCGUCGGCGCCGGCUCCACCAGCGAGGACAACACGCAGAUCUACGUGAUGAACAACUACUUCGGCAUCGGCCUCGACGCCGCGCUCUGCCUCGACUUCCACAACGCGCGCGAGGAAAACCCCAACAAGUUCAACAGCCGACUGCACAACAAGAGCGUCUACGUGAAGAUGGGCCUGCGCAAGAUGGUCGGGCGCAAGCCCUGCAAGGACCUCAACCGCGAGAUCCGCCUCGAGGUGGACGGCAAGGUGGUCGACCUGCCGGCCGUCGAGGGCAUCAUCAUCCUCAACAUCCUCAGCUGGGGCUCGGGCGCCAACCCGUGGGGGCCCGAGAAGGAGGACCAGUUCAACAAGCCCAACCACUGGGACGGCGUGCUCGAGGUGGUCGGCGUCACGGGCGUCAUACACCUCGGCCAGAUCCAGUCGGGCCUGCGCAACGGCGUGCGCAUCGCCCAGGGAGGCCACAUCAAGAUCCACUUGCACUCGGACAUGCCGGUCCAGGUGGACGGCGAGCCCUGGGUGCAGAGUCCCGGUGACGUCGUCGUGCUCAGGUCCGCGCUCAAGGCGACGAUGCUGAGGAAGCCGAAGAGCAAAUGACGAAGGAACACGGAGUCGAGCGGCGGCAUCGGCACGACGGCGCAGCAGCUCGCACUCCCGCAGCCGUCGACCUCCGGAGCCGCUGCCGGCGGUGGGAGCGGCAGCACCCCCAGCGACCCGGACUCGGCCGACGACCUCUAAACCGAGUGCUCGACUCCGUUGGCGGCUCGCCGCGGCGGCGGCGGGCCAGAAUCAAACCAGAGCAGACAAAGAUAGACCGCACCACUGCUGCUCGCUCAUCUUCUCUUGGUUUUCUCCCGCGCGCACGACCGCGCCGACUCGUACGUUUUUGGGGAUGCAAUCCUCACUUUGCCAAAGAGUACACACACACACACAUCGGCGCAUACUCGCACAGACACACUCAUGCCCACACGCACUCACACAGACACACACGUACGCACACCCACAAAUACAUAUAUUGUGCCGAGAAGCGGUCGUCUUUUAUUUUUUUAAAACCGACAAAUCAAACUAGAAUGCCAAUAGUAGAUACGCAGCCCUGUGGUAGCGAGAGAAGCUGCAGCUUGCUGACGUAACAGCGCGUUUUCUGCGAUUCGUUCCUUUGAUCGUUGAUCGCGCGGUGCAGCGCCGCGCGCAUUCCAGUCUGGCCGCCGCACUCGCCGACGAUCUUUGCAUUGACACUGUUCGCCUAUAGGCUACGCAUAUCGUACUUACAAGCGCACCGAUUAGCUUUCGGCGACGCCACCUGUGUUUCCGCGCUUUUCCUCGCGGCUCGCCGACGGGUGCUCUCGCGCAGGAGUGCGCACGUAUCCGCCGAGCUCCUGCGCGCAACCUCACGGCUCGCUCGGCACUCGGCUGGCGGACGGACGCGGCCACGCUCCGCGACUCGCGUCACUUUGCACUCGCAGGUAAACGACAAUUGCUCUCUCGAGUUUCCUCCUUCCGACGCUUCUUUUCCACCGAAUUCUCCGCCUCAACGAUCGUCGAAUCGCACGCGAUCGGCUACGAGGACGAAGCUAUCCUAACUUAAUGAUAUAUAUAUAUAUAUGUAUAUAUAUAUAUAUAUAUAUAGAGUUUAGCUGAUCGCGAGGGCGCGCGAGUCGCGCGUCGCGAUGUAAAAAUAAUGACAAAGAUUAAAGCGAGCGAAAGUGAAAGAUACGCCGGAUUGUUAUUGACUGCAUUGUUCUAUAUGAGAUAUUAUAUUUAUAGGCGGUGAAGCGGCGCGCGAGAAUUGGUUGGCUUUUCGACGCGAGCUAACGCAUAAAUAUACAUAUGCACAAGUGUGUGUAUAUAUAUAUGCGCAUACGCGUAUAGUAUAUAUAUUUUUUCGUUGGCUUAGGCGUGUACGUGAAGCACACUGCGGGGCAGCGGGCGCGCCCGCACGAUUGAUUGCCUGAGAACAAACAGAACGCCGUCGAGAAGUCGACAGCCGAAUUGGACGCGAAGAUAAUUGGAUCGCGCGAGGGCUCCGCGCCCCGUCCGUGUCUUCCGGCCGCGUCGGGGCAAAGCACGGCCAUCCCAUUGUCGGAGUGCAGGACGAAGGAGCGUCGCGUCGAUCGGGAGACCGAUCGCCUCGAAGAGUCGCGACUCGCGUCCCCUGCAGCGGUCGUUAAAGAAGGGAGGACAGAGAGAGAGAGAGCGAGAGAGAGGGAGAGAGAAAAAGGGAGCGAGCACCAAGAGAUUCGGAGUUGCGAGAGGGGGGCGGAGGCAGUGUCACUGUGCCAAACAUAGAUUUGUAAAUAAUACGAGAUAUACGCUGGAUCGUACGACGUUGAUGCAACAGAGCCGUCCGCUCUCCGAGGCGCUCCUUUCUUUCGCCCUCUCUCUCUUUCUCUCUCUCCCUCUCUGUCGAUUCGAACCCAGGACUCCUCGUUGACUGCGCGAAACGCGUCUGUCGACGAAACUCAGGCUCGCUCUGUCUCGAGCGGCGACUCGUCGGGACAUCUCCGUGCUGAUAGAGCACGCGAUGUACACCUGAACAACAACAAAUACCCUGCUGCUCAAAUUUUCACACGUAUGUACAAACGUCGAUAAGUAAGCAAAAAAUAUUUAACGAAAGAAUAAUAAAUAAAGGUAAAGCGGUGCGUUCGCGAGAGACUGUUACAGGAUGGAGCGCUCGAGUGCGCGCGCGAAAUGGACGCAAAGAUCACUCGAAGCUCCAAGGAGAGACGCAUACGGGCAGAACAAUGAGCACACGCAUACACACACGCACACGCAAUCGAAAGAAAAACGAGAUACGUAAAUGUGACGAAGGCCCGAACGGAAGUGCUUUCGGUCGAAUUUAAAGAGAAAUUAAAAGCAAAAACAAAACUAAAAAAAAAAAAAAAAAAAAAAAAAAAAAAAGACAAAAAGAUAACGCGUCGCAUAAUGGAGAGCGUGGCAUCAGAGUUAGCCAAAGCAAGAGCGAGGAAAACGAUAAGGGAGCUGCAGGGCGGGAGACCCUCGUGCCCGGAUUAUUGACUGGUCUCCCGUCGGAAUCGCAAAUUCGCCGGUGCACAGGGCUCAGCCGUUGGCGCGCCAUACAUCCGGCGUUUGACUCACUCGACGGCGCGCCAACGGCGUCACGGCGACUUCGCGAUCGCAUCUCAAACAAGCCGCGCUUCGUUUCGCGAGACGGUCAGGGGAUCGAGCGACGGCUAUAAGUGACGAGAUGUGGUGAUGAACGGCGAGACACAAAAAAAAUUUGUUAUUCUGACCAAGCUGUAAUACUGUAAUAAUAUUGCUGUUGCAUAAAAGGAUAGACGAAAUAAUAAGCUAUGAACAAUCUACGUAUAAUAAAUAAAUGUAUGUGCUA
Phymastichus coffea is the source of this 6511-nucleotide messenger RNA. RefSeq names its product diacylglycerol kinase theta. Gene Ontology annotation, biological process: diacylglycerol metabolic process; lipid phosphorylation; intracellular signal transduction. Bases 769 to 3759 code for a protein of 996 amino acids. NCBI's taxonomy places the organism in Eukaryota, Metazoa, Arthropoda, Insecta, Hymenoptera, Eulophidae. The transcript has 13 exons. Gene Ontology annotation, molecular function: RNA binding; ATP-dependent diacylglycerol kinase activity. The record is from RefSeq and is a predicted model, not a curated record.